GCGAGGGUUGAAACCCAACCCCACCUUAAAACUAGGGCUCCCAGAAGGAGGAAAGAAGCCGAAGACCAAACAAGAAAAGAAAGUGCCCCCCUUUCUCUCCCCCGACUAAAUCUUGAGAGAUCUCUCCUGACCCUCGUUGAUUGCCAAUUCCUUUCCUUCUUGUAGUUUUUGUUCACUCCAUCUGAGUCCUAGCUAAAGAUUUGAUCUUGGGAAGCUACUCUUGGUGACGAGAUGGCUGGAGCUCGGUCGAUGGCGAUCGGUUCCGUGGCCGUCGACUCCCAUCCCUCCCCUUGCCUCUGCGUCGAUGCUCUGCCCCACUCCAAUCUCAAUUUCAGGGGAAGCGGGGACGCUCACAGGAUCACGGCAUGCCGGAAGCCGUCGAGGUCGGCGCCGGGCUCUUUGGAGCUGAGCAGCUCCUUCGUGGACACCUGGCAAGGGCGGCGUCCCUCGGGGCGUUCCAGGAAGCGGCAGAGCAAGAGCAAGAGCAAGAGCAGGAGCCUUGUUGUCCUGGAUGAACUGGGCGGGCAGUAUGAAGAGGGCUUCGAUGAUGUUCAUGUGCAACUUAUCAAUUACUUCACCUACAAAGCUGCAAGGACUGUUCUUCACCAGCUUUAUGAAAUGAACCCACAAAAGUACAUGUGGUUCUAUAAUUUUGUUGCAACCAACAAACCAAGUGAUGGUAAACGUUUUCUACGUAUUCUUGGAAAGGAGAAGCAAGACCUAGCGGAAAGAGUGAUGAUUACACGCCUACACCUAUAUGGCAAAUGGAUUAAGAAAUGUGAUCAUGCGAAAAUGUAUCAACAAAUUUCUGAUGAGAACUUGCAGUUGAUGCGUGAACGGUUAAUGGAUACUGUCAUAUGGCCAUCUGAUGACACAAACACAGAGAAGAUUGGCUGAUGGCUAUAGUUGCAGUCGCAAUAUUCUCAAACACACAAGAUUGGCUGAUGGCUAUCGUUGCAGUCGCAAUAUUCUCAAACAUGCAGGAGACGAAAUAUUCUCGCUUUAUAUUCUAGUUGAUUUUAUAUCACAUUCUUAGUAAUUUCCAUCUCAGAAACUCUUAUGUGUAUAAUGUUACACAGCUAAUAAAGAAUAUGAAUGGUACAAUAUAUAAUUAUCUUAUGCCAACCAAUUUUCCUUGUA
Phoenix dactylifera (date palm) is the source of this 1140-nucleotide messenger RNA. Its product is annotated as chaperonin-like RbcX protein 2, chloroplastic. Gene Ontology annotation, biological process: ribulose bisphosphate carboxylase complex assembly. Lineage: Eukaryota; Viridiplantae; Streptophyta; Magnoliopsida; Arecales; Arecaceae. Gene Ontology annotation, molecular function: protein folding chaperone. The record is from RefSeq and is a predicted model, not a curated record.